GGAGAGGGCAGGGAGGUGCUGGGGCACCCCCGGAGCCCCGGCUCGUGGAGGAGGAGCUGGGCUGUCCCCAGACCCUCGGGGACAGAACCGAGAGCCCACUGGCUGCAGCCAUGGGAGGUCUUUGGCAGCUGCCCUGGCCCCGCUCGCUGCUGCUCCUGCUGUUCCUCCCCACGCUUCAGGUGCAGGGAACUCAUCCUGACUGCUCCGUGGUUCUUCACUUCCAGAAGCGAGAGGCGGAAUGUCUGCAGAGGAUCCGGAACGAGAGCCACAGCCCGGGCCAGGCAGGGCAGGGCUGCCUGACCGAGUGGGACGGGGUCAGCUGCUGGCCCGGCCUGCCCCUUGGCCAGACCCGAGGUGUCGCCUGUCCCGAGAUCCUGAACGUCUUCAAGAAGUCCAAAGGGCUGAUCCAGAGGAACUGCACCGAGUGGGGCUGGAGCCCCCCCAGCCCCCCCUACCACAGUGCCUGCCAGCUGGAGACCCUUGGCAGCAACAAUGACACUGAGGCCAAGAGAGGCCAUUUUGUCACCAUAAAGGUGCUCUACACCUGUGGCUACUCCAUGUCGCUGGCAGCGCUGCUCCUGGCCAUUGGCAUCUUCUGCUGCUUCAGGAAGCUGCACUGCACCAGGAAUUCCAUCCACAUCCACUUCUUCACCUCCUUCAUCCUGCGGGGCACGGCCGUGUUCAUCAAGGACCGCGUCCUCUUCUCGGAUGAGUCCAUCGACCACUGCACCAUGUCCACGGUGACCUGCAAAGCAGCCAUUGCCUUCUUCCAGUACUCAGUGCUGGCCAACUUCUACUGGCUGCUGGUGGAGGGGCUGUACCUGCAGACGCUGCUGCUGCUCACCUUCACCUGCGACAGGAGCUACACCUGGGGCUACGUCCUCAUGGGCUGGGGCGUCCCCAUGGUCACAGUUGUGGUGUGGGUGCUCACCAGGCUCCAGUAUGACAACCAUGGGUGCUGGGACGACUACUCCAGCCUGUACUGGUGGGUGAUCAAGGCUCCCAUCCUCCUGGCCAUAUUUGUGAACUUCCUCAUCUUCCUCAACGUCACCAGGAUGUUGGCACAGAAGAUCCGGUGCCCGGACCUCAGCAGAACCCACAAGCAGCAGUACAUGAGGUUGACCAAGUCCACGCUGCUGCUCAUCCCCCUCUUCGGGGUGCACUACGUGGUGUUCGCGCUCUUCCCCGAGCACGUGGGCGUGGACGCCCGGCUCUACUUCGAGCUGGUGCUCGGCUCCUACCAGGGCUUCCUGGUGGCUCUGCUCUACUGUUUCCUCAAUGGGGAGGUCCAGGCUGAGAUCAGGAGGAACUGGGGCACGUGGCAGAGGUCCAUGGAGAGCAACGUCUUCAACCUGGCCACCCAGGACUUCACAGCAUGACCAGGACAGCAUUCCUGGAGUGGUGCUGCUGGAGGAGCAGCUCCAUGGCUGCAGCCCCAGAAAGACCCAAGCUCUCCUGAUUUUGGGGGUUCUGGGUCUGACACCCUCUGAGGGUGUUUGGAAUAACCAGAAAGAAUCAAGCUCUCCUGAUUUUGGGGGUUUUGGGUCUGACACCCUCAGAAGGUGUUGGGAACAACCAUGGGAGAGGCUCUGCCUGCUCGCUGCUGGUGGAUCUUGCACCCUGUGGUAGCACCUCACCCCUGGAGCUCUCACUGUUCACUGAGAAGCAGGCAAAGAGAAGUUCUCCACUUUUCUGCCUGAAACUGGGAAGGAAACACAAAAAAUCCUUCACUGAAGGAUGGCUGGUGGUGAAGGACUCUGAAAGAAAAGGAGCAGCACCAAUACUGAAGGGAUUCACUGAUGGAUGCUUUCCCCCUUCUUUGGUUUAGAAAAUCAUUUCCCUUCUGGGAAGAUUCCCCCCUGGGAUGGAGGAAGGAUACAGAGAGAGGCAAAACCCCACA
Molecule: messenger RNA, 1900 nt
Organism: Vidua chalybeata
Lineage: Eukaryota; Metazoa; Chordata; Aves; Passeriformes; Viduidae
Product: vasoactive intestinal polypeptide receptor 1-like
Exons: 13
Coding region: 111-1379 (422 amino acids)
Biological process (GO): cell surface receptor signaling pathway; adenylate cyclase-modulating G protein-coupled receptor signaling pathway
Cellular component (GO): plasma membrane
Molecular function (GO): G protein-coupled peptide receptor activity; vasoactive intestinal polypeptide receptor activity; peptide hormone binding
Source: RefSeq, a predicted model, not a curated record